This is a messenger RNA of Miscanthus lutarioriparius, 1083 nucleotides long. NCBI's taxonomy places the organism in Eukaryota, Viridiplantae, Streptophyta, Magnoliopsida, Poales, Poaceae. The record is from the annotation of a GenBank genome assembly.
AUGCCUGGCGGCGGCGCGCCGUCGCGGUCUGCCUCCACCAUCGUCGCCAACAUCGCCAGUGGGUACCACAUCCUCAAGAUCGAUGGCUACUCCCGCACCCUUGCGACCCCCACAGGAAAGUACAUCGCUUCCCUCCCGUUCACCGUGGGCGGCCAUCGCUGGUACAUUCGCUACUACCCCAACGGCAACAAGUCAGACGACAAAGAUUACAUCUCGCUCUUUCUUCAUCUCCACGACAACGUCACCAAGCCAGUGGAGGCGCAGUACAAGUUCCGAUUCGUCGGCGACGUGGCGAAGCAGCCGUUGACACUGGGAGAACUGCGUAGCUUUAGCUUCGACAGGGGUUGGGGGCACGGUCAGUUCAUCAAAAGGGAAGACUUGGAACAGUCGAAGCAUCUCCGGGACGAUUCAUUUGCCAUUCGGUGCGAUGUGGUCGUCACCAACGAAUUGCGUGUCGAGGAGGCAACGGAAGCCACUGCUGCGGCCGAUAUGAUCACCGUGCCCCCAUCUGACCUGCACCAGCAUCUUGGCAGUCUCCUGCGGACCGAGAAGGGAGCCGAUGUGGUGUUCGACGUCGCCGGUGAGACGUUCGCUGCACACCGAUACGUGCUCGCAGCCCGUUCCCCUGUCUUCAGUGCAGAGUUCUUUGGUGCGAUGAAAGAGAGCAACACCGGAGGUGUGGUGCACAUAGAGGACAUGGAACCUCGGGUGUUCAAGGCUUUGCUCUACUUCGUUUACACCGACUUAUUCCCAAAGAUGAAACAAGUGGAAGAGGGAGACGUAGGCGACGACGAUGAAGACGUUUUGUCUCAGCACCUACUGGUCGCUGCGGACAAAUACAACUUGGAGAGGCUGAAACUGUUAUGUGAAAAGAAGUUGUGUGAGUAUAUCAAUGCAGGCAAUGUGGCAACCAUCCUGGCGCUAGCCGAGCAACACCAUUGCCAUGGACUGAAGAAGGUGUGCUUCCAUUUUCUCAGCUCUCCUGCAAAUUUGAGGGCAGUCGUGGCCAGCGACGGCUUUAAGCAUCUGAGCAGAAGCUGCCCCUCUGUUAUGGAGGAGUUGGUUGCCAUGCUCAGCACUUAA